GUAUAAACUGCAUAUGUCACAAUACAGAAAUCUAGGACAAUUGGCUGAUAUACUUUCGUGGUGAUGGCUCAUUCAUAUCAAAUAUCAUGUUCUAUUCGGUGUAGUAUUCUAUUGUGCCAUUAAAAUGCUAUUGUUAUAAAGAUACAUAUAAAAGCAUAUUUUGUUCAGUCGUGCGUUAUAACCUGUAUAUAUCACAAUAUUGAAAUCGAGGAUAAGUAUUACUUCUGUAAUCUCAACUGUUCUAUAUUUUAAUAAUAUGUGGAUAUUGCUAUAAUUUAACAUGAACUCUGUUCAAACUGGAUAUUCUCUGAUAACUCAAUUAUUAAAUAUAAUUGCUGUAGUUUUUACAAGGACUGUGUCUAACUGUUUUGAGAAGUAACUGUAAAAAUGGCGGAGGUAAGCGAUGAUACACAUAGCUGUAGCAUCUGUUUAGAGGAUUUUACUAAACCUAAAAUACUGCCAUGUUUUCACACGUUUUGUGAACAUUGUAUAGACGACCAUAUCAAGACACAUUCACAUCUCAACAAGUUUAAUUGUCCUAAUUGUAGAACAGAGAUUCAAGAACCUGAUGGUGGUGCAAGUGGGUUUUCAACAAACUUUUACAUCCAACCGAAAAGUAAAACGGAAAAACAUUUCUGUCGGAGACACAAGACAAAAGAAAUAGAAUUUUAUUGUCGUGAUUGUUCUGUUGCUGUUUGUAGUAGCUGUGUUAUAUUGGAUCAUACAACUCACUCAAAAACUGACCUUACUGAAGUAGACCAAGAAAUCAGAGGAAAAUUAAAUAUUAUAAAGGGGGAGUUAGAAGGGAAGAUUGAUGAACUCGAUAAACGCUGUGAAUCUUUAACCAAUCAAAUAUCUGAUAUCAAAAAUCAAGCUAAAACAGCCUGUGAGAAUGUUGAACAACAGGUUCAAAGAGUGUGUGAAGAAGUAAAAAAAUAUGGCAGUGAUAUAAAAUGUGAAAUGAAUAAAAUUCGUGAUAAAGAAAGUAACCAGUUACAGACAUUACAUGAAGAUAUGACCAUGUUGAAAAGUUCGCUACAGGCCAGUGUUAAAUAUAUAAAUGAUGUGCUGAAUGGUAAAUCUACUGUUCCAGUUGUAGAUGCUUUAACCAAUGUACAAACACUGGGUGAAGACAGCAGAACAUUCAGUUUAGAUAUACCCCCAGUAAGAUAUGUCUAUUAUCCUAUGGUAGAUAUAGAUGUUAAAACUUUACAACUACUACUAGGUCAAUUAGAAAUAAUGGAGUCACCAACCUGGACCUUUAGUUUUAGUUUGAACCGUAUAGUGAAAACAGAUGAGAACUAUUUAAGUGAUGAUAUAAUGAUACAAGGAAUGUCAUGGUGUGUAGGUGUUAAACAUCAAACAGAUACAUCAGGAUUAGUGUGUUACCUGGGUCUGAUGGGAUUAGAAGAUAAAACAGUUAAAACCGUUACAGCUAGUUUUACACUAAAACUAUUAAAUAUAAACGAUGUGAGUAAAUCUAUAGUUAAACGACAUACAGCUACAUUUAUACCUGGUGGUAAUGGAUGGGGUAAUUGCUUGAUAAGGUGGAACAAACUACAGGAUGUAAAUAACGGGUAUAUAAACAAGAAUAGGACAUUUAAUAUACAGGUCAUUGUACAAAUAAACAACAUAGAACGAUCCUGACAUUACAGUAUAUUACGGUCCGUGUAAGCAUAAUACAAGAACAUAAUGUUCAAUAUGAAACCAAUGCGAAUGGAUUAUGGUUGCUUACGUGUGAAAUGAAAAAGAUUUUAAUGUUGCGUUUGUAUUAAAACUAUCACAGGGUAUAUUAUGUGUCAAUGGUUUUGUGUGUAUGACGGGGGAUUUGAGUCAAAAGUCAGUGCACUAUUGUUAGUGCUUUUACAUCUCUAAUGCUGCAAAUGCUGAAUGUCAUGUGUAAAUUACACUAAGUCAAAUGUAAACAAUCUUGUAAUACUGACAAAUACAAAGGUUUUAUGUUCUGUGUAACACUAUUAGCACUAUUACAUUUUGUGAUGUAAACAAUUCAAUAAAACUUAAUUUAUUUAAUAUU
Patella vulgata (common limpet) is the source of this 2035-nucleotide messenger RNA. RefSeq names its product tripartite motif-containing protein 2-like. Gene Ontology annotation, cellular component: chromatin; nucleoplasm. The coding region runs from base 388 to 1647 and encodes 419 amino acids. The transcript has a single exon. The record is from RefSeq and is a predicted model, not a curated record. Gene Ontology annotation, biological process: positive regulation of DNA-templated transcription. Lineage: Eukaryota; Metazoa; Mollusca; Gastropoda; Patellidae. Gene Ontology annotation, molecular function: ubiquitin-protein transferase activity; protein binding; zinc ion binding.